CACGCGCAUCUGGAGCGGAGGAGGAGGAGGAGGCGGGAGCGCGGGCGCGUCACCGAGCGCAUCCUUAAGGAGCGCGCAGGCACAGAAGAAAACAUCCACAGCUCGGCCACCCAUUUCAGCUGGAGGAUCGCUCUGGAGAAAUUCAUGGAAAUAAAAUAGAAAUUCAUUCCCUUGGCUUUUUAUUUUUUUGUUUUCUGAUCACAGCCAAGCCACCGGACUUCAAAAUGGCUGAGAUGACUAAUAUAAAACCAAGCUAUGAUGUCUCCCCAGUACUUGCAGGUUUUCUGGGUGCAGGGGUCUUGGUUGUCUCUGUGACGGUGACUGUUUUUCUGUGGACGUGCUGUCAGCGGCGAUAUCGUCAAAUGACAGGUGCGUACAAGCUGACCAGCGGCCCCUACGACCCACCCGUUGACCCUCCCUACAAGUUCAUCCACAUGCUCAAAGGCAUCAGCAUCUACCCCGAGAGCCUCAGCAACAGCAAGAAGAUCGUACGGGUGGGCCGGCGCUCAGGAUCGGGCUCCCUGUUUAGAGAAUGGGGUCGUGGGUCCCCAAACAGUGACGUGCUUCUUGUGGAUGCGGAUCCUGAAGGUGGUACCCCACACCUAGAGAUGAACCACCUGGUACCGCCUGUGGGACCUCCCAGACUGGAGAGGGCGCUGCCCAUCAGGGCUGACUACUGCUGUAUGGAGAGCAGCUCAGGAAGCAGCAGCGAGGCUCCCAGUAAGACGCCGUCGCCCCACAGUCUCGACUCCCCCUCUCUGGGAACACUCAGUUUGGCCAUCGACUACAACUUCCCCAAGAAGGCCCUUGUUGUGACCAUUGUAGGAGCACAGGGGCUCCCUGCAGUGGACGAGCAGGCGGGCAGCUCUGACCCCUAUGUGAAGAUGACCAUCCUGCCCGAGAAGAAGCACCGGGUGAAGACGCGUGUCCUGAGGAAGACUCUGGAGCCCGUGUUCGAUGAGACGUUCACCUUCUACGGCAUCCCUUACAGCUCGCUGCCCGAGCUCUCGCUGCACUUCCUGGUGCUCAGCUUCGAUCGCUUCGCACGGGAUGAUGUGAUCGGGGAGGCGGUGGUGCCGUUGGUGGGUGUGGACCCCAGUACGGGACGUGCGCACAUGACCCAGCAAAUCAGCAAGAGGAACCCGCAGUGUGUAAGUCGUGGGGAGUUGCUGGUCUCUCUGUCUUACCAGCCUGUUACUCACAGGCUUAAUGCAGUAGUCCUUAAGGCCAAACACCUGCCAACCAUGGACAUAACAGGCCUGUCCGGCAACCCUUAUGUUAAAGUAAACGUCUUCUACGGCCGCAAGCGCAUAGCCAAGAAGAAGACGCACGUGAAGAAGUGCACACUCAAUCCCGUUUUCAAUGAAUCUUUUAUCUAUGAUGUUCCCGCUGAGCUUAUGGCAGACAUUUCUGUGGAGUUUCUGGUCAUCGAUUUUGACCGCACCACGAAGAAUGAGGUCGUGGGUCGCCUGGUUCUGGGUGGUCAAAGCCCAAUUCCAUCAGGGGUGACUCACUGGAGGGAAGUCUGUGACAACCCAAGGCGGCAGAUCGCCAAGUGGCAUAACCUUAUAGAGUACUAGUGUCUGGCUAACACAUCGGGAAAGCAAAAUCUAUUAUACCACUUCCUUCCUGUCAGCCCCUUUAUAGAAAGAAGCCCAUUUAACAAUCUCUCCUUUUCCCAGUACAGAUAAGUGAAUGAGAGGAUGUGUGUGUGUCAGGACGUAGGACCAGGAGCAGUCUAAUAGAAAAGAAACUUAGAAAGUUCUCUAACAAACUAAUAGCAAAAAAGACUUAUACAUCAUAGCAAAAAGAAAUAAAUGAUAGUCAGUGUGGUUUUUGGCUCUGACAAAAGUCGAUCAUAAGCGAAUUAUACCUGGAUGAGAGUUAUACCACAGUAUCCUCAGAGCCUUUCAUCAGUAUAUCGCCAUAUUCACAAUAUACAUACACUACAUUAAAUUAGCCGCAUGCUAGAAAUUGAGAGACUUUUAUUUUUAGGAUGAAGGAAGGUUGUAAGAAAAAGUGAGUUUUAAAUUCAUUUGUAAAAAAAGAAAUAAUGUUUUGAUAGUGUAGGAUAAAAAUGGAUGAAAGGGGACACCAUCAUGAGCAUUUUUGCUAAUAUUCUAAUACUUACCACAGAAGACAAGGUUGAAAUAUGGCUAUUUUUCAUAUCCAGCUGAAACUGAGAUUAGAAUUCUGUUAAAAAUGUCAGUUAAACAAAACCUGGCGUCAAGGCCAAGUUUUCAGCCAACCACCAACUGAACAUUAAAGUUAAAGGAUUAAAAAUGAAUUUGAUUUAUGAAAACGCUCUGAUGUUCUACAUAAUAAAGCCAGUCUACACUUUCCCCGUCUUUAUGCUGUAGCUGUUUAUUUAUUUGUAGCUCUACUUAUACAUUAUUGUUCAUUUCUCCGUGUUGUUGGCACAUCUCAACAUAUCUAUUAUUCAUAGAUUCAAAUUCAAUUUGGUUUUUCCUUUUUUUUAUGCAUAUCUAUGCACAUUUCCAUUGAACCACAAAGGAUGUUUUGACCCAGUUGCUGUGCUACCAUAGCAUAUAGAUCAGGGAAGGUUUGGUCAAAAAAGUUGGAGGGAAACAUCAUUUAAAUAACAGUCAAAGCCAAAUGUGACAUAUAUUAGCAUAUUUAGUGCGUUUUUAGUGUACUUUACCUAACAUCACAGUUUCUAUUACCAUCAAAUGUGUUUUUUAAGGCCACACUUAAUUCCUAAGGCCAUAAAACUCAUUCUUAACUUCUUUGGUCAAUAUGUACUGUACAUAAUGUAUCAUAAGGCGUAACACUAGUACUCUUCUAGUUUCUUUUUUCGUAGUACAAUUGAAUAUCGUCAGAUAUACAUUUGAACUUUUGACACAAAUGGUGUCAUGGAAAUAACUUAAUUUAGCCACCCCAAUUUAGAAAUCAUAGUUACUUCAAUAACCUGUUUGGCUUUAAGCAUGUCUGUUCUUGGACUUAUAGCUGAGACAUAUGCAGAUUCAGACCAGUUUUUGCACUUUCUUAGAGUACUGUAUUUAUUUUUAUGAUUUGUGUUCAAAAGAAAAAAAAAUAUAUAUACAUAUAUGUAUCAAAAACCUAAUAUCUAUGAUAGGACUAAUAACUGACCAAAUCAAAGUUAGGAUUUUGGCAUGCGCCAGUAACCAUCAAUCAGUGGCAGCUGUCGAAAACUAACCAAAGUAGAUGGACCAACGUUUUUUGUUGUUGUGGAUAUCUCACCCCUGAGUGAAAUUAGUUUUGGUGACCACGAUGAAGCUGCUCACACUGCAUCUUCAGACAGGCCUCUGAGUCCAUGUUUGAAGGCAUGCAAAAUGCGUGUGGAUGUGAUCCCACUGAUGUUAUUUGGUGCCCACAGCCCGAGACAGAUUACAUGCAUUAUUCACAGUGUGAAUGGGCACAUAUUUAGUUGGUAAGGCAGAAAGUGGGAAGGGGAGAGGAGAAAAAAAGAUACGACUGGCUCAUUAGAGAUAUUUCAUAUUUAACGUGAAAUUAAUAUAGCAGCAAAUGGUAAGCCUUCUCUCCACGAUAUCUGCAGUCAAGCUCAUUUUGAGUCAUUAAGUGCACAUAAUGAGAUUUACUAUUGUUCAUUAGCAAAAAAAAAAAAUCCCAAUCACGUUUUUAAGAAAAUUAAGAAACCAUGUGGCCAUCAUCUAGCUAUUUCACUUCCAAGCUAUACAUUUCCAACGGUGAACUCUUCCACCCUCUGUAAUGUUUUUUACCCUGCAUGGAUUCACUAUUCAAAUUUCUGCUUCAAAACUGGUGUAUAUAUUACAGAUUUAGUGGUUUAUAUGACAGCAAAACCCAAUUUUGUAAAAACGACAAACUUCAAAAUGUAACCUAAGUGAAAUGAUACACUUGUGUUUUUUUCUUUUAUUUUAACCCUCAGCUCCUUGUGUUACUUGGAACUUUUUUGAUCUUUUGGGCAUAAAAAGCUUGUCUUAUAUCAAUAACAAAAGACAUGAAGAUGGAUAUAACCAAUUGUAAAUGAGUGUUUGUUCCACAAUGCACUGGUGGGCAGUAGCACUUUCUGCUCUUCUUGUAUCUAACUGUUUAACUUUGGAAAUGGAAAUGGUUUCUUUUGUGUAAACCUCCUCUUUUGGAGCGCUAUCUGCCCUGCCACUUGUCCCUAACAAUCCCUCAGUUUUUUUUUUUGUGCUGUUGUAUGUUGUACAGAAACACUGAAUGCUAAAAAAGACCAAAAUGAGAUGAGAAGAAAAUCAUUGCAAUGAAUAUAUUAGUCCAUUUGGAUACCACAGUGUUGAUAUGGUUAAAGUGCAGUGUUUCAGCUUUAUUUUAGGUGUCCCUAAAACCACUGUACCUAGAUGACCUGGCCUUUUCAAUAUUUGUAAGUACAAGCAAGUUAUGUAUAAUGUAAGUACAGUGAAUGACAUUUACUUUAUAUGCCCAGGUUAAUACUGCUCAUUUCACUACGUGAACUUCAGGGACAUCUAACAUAAAGUGUGAGAUGUAAUGCUUUUGAGGGCAAGAUAUCUGCAUACUGCUGUGAGUUUACGCUAAAUACAGUAUGUUACACUAAUGCUGACUUGUACUGUAUGUUGAAACUGUUAACACAAUGGACGUGCAAAUAAAAUAAUAACUGAUACACUA
Carassius gibelio (silver crucian carp) is the source of this 4611-nucleotide messenger RNA. RefSeq names its product synaptotagmin-11-like. Gene Ontology annotation, molecular function: clathrin binding; SNARE binding; calcium-dependent phospholipid binding. The record is from RefSeq and is a predicted model, not a curated record. The coding region runs from base 225 to 1580 and encodes 451 amino acids. Gene Ontology annotation, cellular component: membrane; axon; synapse. Lineage: Eukaryota; Metazoa; Chordata; Actinopteri; Cypriniformes; Cyprinidae. The transcript has 4 exons. Gene Ontology annotation, biological process: vesicle fusion; regulation of calcium ion-dependent exocytosis; regulation of dopamine secretion.